AAUUGGGAUGGCAUCUCAUCAACAAAACAGACGAAAGUCAGAAAAUGUGAAAAGGUUGCAAUUUUAGCACCAAUUUCGUGCCGUACGGUGUAAAACGACCCGACGAGUCCGUAAAUAAAACGAUCGUGCACGGAACCAUCGUGAUACCAAUAGUGUGAAAAGCGUACCACCCUCUGAAAAAUCACGCAAGCCGUCGUUUGGCAUCAUCUCAUUGCCGUGAAAACGCAAAGACGCGCUUCUGAUUGUUGUCGAUGCCCUUGCCGUCCUGAUUGAAAAGAAAUCGGUUUUAUUGAGGACCAAAAGUAGCAGCUUUCUACUGUGCUGUGACAGAGUGAGCAUCUGUAUUCGUUGUGCGUAUGUGUGUGGUCUAGAAAUUGUUGGUCCAUCUUAAAACUGGCAGCGUCUAGAAAGCUGGAACAUUCCACCCAGAUCGCCCGACACCCACCCACCCACUCCCCCAUUCGUACGGGGGGUGUACAAGCAUUCUUCAAUCUGCACACGUCGCGGGUGUCAACCGUGACCUACAACAGGGACAGGAAGUAACGUCCGGCAGGAAGGAACGAGCUAGAAGCGGAUCCAAAUCAUCACGAAAUGCUGACGACACCGUCGUGCUGGAAAUGAUGAUUCGCAGCUCUACUAAUUGUUGCCCGCAAUGGAAGCAACCGCUGGGUACGGCGAGAGUUAUCGCGCAUACCACAUCGCGGUGUUCAAAUUAACAUGUUGAUGCAGACGUCCCGUAUCCGUGUGGUGGAGGAGUGCUGUACGAGUCCGUCCUCCCGUGUGUGAAGUGGCGUGGGGUUCGAAAAACGUGUGUGUUAGCAAAAAAAAAGCAAACGAGAAGAAUUUCCGUGCGGUUGGACACGGGACACACAAGCCAAGGAGGUGUGAGACGCGAAGAGGGUUUGGCGUGAAAUUUCGUGCGUGUGCGCGCGGGUGUUUGCGCGUAGUAGUGUGUGUGCGUGUAUGUGUGGGGAAUUUAAUAAGCCACUUGAGUCACUUUCGUCCGCCCGUCCCCCAGCUUGGCUUUCGCGCGUGUGAGUGUGUGGUGAUAUAUAUAUUUUUUGUUAUUUCGUGUGUGGUUCUGGUACGGUUGAUUUGCAACUCUCGCGGUCAACAACUACUGCUGCUGCUGCUGCUGCUGCAACAACUAUACUUCACGUAACACAACGGGUGACGGGCUAUGCGAGGUCAUGGAGUCGUCGUCGUUGUCGUGGUCGUCAAUCGCACGACUGUGAACGUGCCUGCCGUGUGUUUUUGUGCACUGUCCGCGUUCUGAAAGGACUGACCGGAAAGCCGAGAUACCGUACAUUCGAUAAUACGCGUCCGACAGGGUGAAGAUAGCAGGCUAGGUGUGCGUGUGUGUGUAUGUGAAUGCGUGGCUUUUGUGCGCUCGAGGUGUGUUGCUGUCGCAGCAGGAAGACGACGACGAAGAAGAAGAAGGCAGAAGUAGUGAAGGAAAUGGAGAAACAUAAUACGCUGGAUGUCGCGUCGUCGGCGGCCCGGGUCACCACCAUCACGGGGGGUGGUGCGAGCAGCAAGCUAAAGCGAGCAUUUUCAAUGCCGCGCAAUCCAUUUCAAGGUUCGCGAGGAAGUAACCACCCGGCUGCUAAAGCGGUUGGCAAUGGCAACGGUACAGCAGGCGCUGCAGGCGAGAAAGAUGACGAAUCGCGUUGUGAUUCGAGGUUAACCAACUGCAGCAAUCAGAAGAAAUCGACCACAACCACCACGGCUGGUAGUGAUGGUGGGGGUGGUACGGAGGGUGCCGGCCCAGGCACCAAUGUAGGUGGUGGUGGUGGUGGCGGCAACGAGAAGAAGAUCUUCCGCCGAUUGUCGGUGAAAAAGUUUAUCAAUCGCAUUGCACAACAGAUGACUUAUGUCAAUCGCACGGUGGGCAAUCAUAAAUUCGACAAGGUACAAUCGUCACAACCAUCCACCCUCAAUGGAUCGGCACGAACCGGCAACGGCGGUACAGCUGGUGGAGGGAAUGUGGCCACGGGGAACUUUGUGUGGCCACCCGAUACCGUGCCGGGCGUGAUAGGGUUACGGAACCAUGGCAAUACUUGCUUCAUGAACGCCGUGCUACAGUGUCUCAGCCACACGGACAUACUGGCUCAGUAUUUCGUUUUGGAUCUUUACAAGGCCGAUCUGAAACGACGAAACAAAAUUAAUGCCAAAAAGUUCGGUACUAAGGGCGAGCUGACGGAGCAGCUGGCCCUGGUGCUCAAGUCGCUGUGGACGUGCAAAGACGCACCGGACUAUAGUUCUAACUUUAAGGCUGUGGUCGAUCGAUACGGAAGUCAAUUCAGAAGUUCCACCCAGCACGACGCACAGGAGUUCCUGUUCUGGCUGCUGGACAAGGUGCACGAAGAUUUGAACACGGCAACGAAACGGAAGUACAAAGCGAUCAAGAAUAAUGGCCGCUCGGAUGAGGUGAUCGCCGCCGAAACGCUGGCAAACUAUGUGCGUUGCAACAAUUCAUUCGUGCAGGCCGUUUUUCAAGCCCAAUUUCGCUCCUCGCUGUCCUGCCCGACCUGUGGCAAGCAGAGCAAUACGUUCGAUCCAUUCUACUGUCUGUCGGUGCCACUGCCCCAGCUGUCCCAGCAGCCUGUGCUGGUGAAGGUGAUCUAUUCCUCCCAGCAACCGAAACAAGUUAAGCUUGGCCUAGGCAUUCCGCACGGCUCGCCCGUGCUGGCGUUGCGCGAACAGCUGCAUGCCGACACCGGCAUUGCCCUCGAUCGGAUGAUACUGACCGAAAUCUGCGAAUCGGGAUUCAGCCGCGUGUUUUGCGAUUCACACCUAAUGUCAUCCGUGCGCGAAAAUGAUCCACUGUACUGUAUCGAAUGUCCAACGCCGGGCACCGGCCAGGAAGCGUCCAGCGGAACUAAAAUUGUGCUCUGUCUGUGCAACGGGAAGCGAGACUUUGGUGGACAGGUGAAACGCUUCGGCACUCCGUUCUGUUUGGUCGUGAAUCGGGACGUUUCGUACAGCGAACUUCAAAAGUUGCUGCUGAAGGAAAUGUCGGCCAUUUUGCGGUCGGAGGUGUUUACCUUUGCGACACCGGCUCAAAGUUUGUUCCGUAUGCGGCUGCAAGACCCAUCCUGCGAUGCAGACACGUACCUAGAGGCGACGGUAGAACAUCCCCUGUUUACGGAAAUGAUUGAUCUCGCGCUUUCGGUGCUGCCGACAGAUGCGGGCCCAGCCCACGUAAAGCUACUGCUCGAAUGGGCCGAACCGGAACGCUUCUUUAAUGAUAUGGGCGACCCGUUUGUGGAGCACGAAAGCGUCAGCCAGAUGAGAGAGAAAAUUCCCGCCAGCUCGGCGCUUACGCUGGAGCAGUGCUUCGAACACUACACCAAGGCGGAAACACUUGGGCAGGACAAUGCGUGGAAGUGUCCCCACUGUCAGGAGUAUCUGCCGGUGGUGAAAACGCUCGGCCUUUGGUCGUUGCCGGACAUAAUGGUGAUACAUCUGAAGCGCUUCCGGCAGCAGCAACUCCGCGCCAGCACGCAGGCAGCCAAGCUGACAAAUCUGGUAAAGUUCCCGCUGCACGGUUUCGAUAUGACUCCUCAUCUGGCGCGCGAUCCCGCCGCACACCAGCCCAAUACGUCGCACCCGUUCCAAGCUUCCGCCCACCAAAGCCACACACUGGAUCGGCAGCAGGUUGGUGCAUACGCGGACACGGACAAUUGGAGCCCGUGGCGUAAAAUCAUGCGCAGUGCCCAUUCAACGCAAACACAUUCCAUGCUGGUGGGAGGAGGAGGAACAGGGACGGGUCGUCGUCAGCUAGCGAUGGACAACCGGUACGAUCUGUACGCCGUGUGCUACCACCAGGGGGACACACUUGAGACGGGCCAUUACACUGCCGCCUGCAAGAACCCGUACGAUGGGCAGUGGUAUCGGUUUGACGAUCAGCGCGUCUCGCAGGUACCGAGCGAUCGUAUCGACGAGGAAAUUAUCAACAACGAGGCUUACUUGCUGUUCUACCAAAGACGAAAGCUGCCGGCGGACGGAUCGGGCGAAUGUUCUGGCAGCUCUAGCUCCAGUUCCGGCGAUCAUUGGGUGUCGAAAAUCAUUGUCCCACCAGCAACGAACGCAUCCACGGCAACUUUGGAACGUAACAAAGCGCAACCGACGACCACGGCGACUAGUGCUGCAGCAGCAGCGAUCGUCAAAUCGUCACCAGAGGUUCCAACGGACAGAGACCACCACAUCGUCCGGUAGCGCGUCAGCAACUGUACUACCGGCCAGUACUUCUCCCGCAAUCGAAUGUGGUAAAUCGCCCGAAGAAGCAGAAACCAAAGGGAAGGAUUGCAUGGCGGAUGUUAUGUCCGUAUCGUCGACAAACGAGAAAAAGAAUCGCGAAGAAGGUGCUGCUCAGCUGGACGACGGAGACGUUAAGAGUUUACCUGGCAAAGCGAAGCCCAAGGACGAAACGGUGGCCCAAGCCCAAGAGGAACCGAUCGCACCGAUCGCCGUCAGUGGGGCUAAAAGUGAUCAACAAUCGGCAUCUUCACCUACUGCUACAUCACCUUCACCGUCAUCAUCAUCAUCAUCGUCAUCAUCAUCGUCAGCUGUUGUGCCAACGGAAAGCAAACAAGAAACUAUCGCCCCCGAAGCCAAAGAAUCUAAGAUAUGUACGACGGACGAAGCGACCAAACAAUCGUCGGAAGCACUACCGAACGCUAACAGCAGUGCCAAGGCCAUCAUCCCGAGCAAGGAAGCUGGCAGUGAGCAGUGUUGGAAAAAGGAGACUUCCGGCCCGGUAUCGUUGCCACUGCGGACCGAUAAACACGACCGGGUAGAUCAAAAGCUGGGCCAAGCGACGUCUUCGGCAGCGGUAGCCACGAACGGUGGCGGUCGCUUUUCGCUGCCGUCUUCCCAACAGUUUCAAGACAUUCUGUGGCGUGAGAACAUGUCCGAGCUGAUGCACCAUCGACCGUCGUCCUUUACCACGUACAAGAGCGUGCUUGAGGCGGGAGAUGCCGUGUCGCUGAUCCGCGGCGCAAACACGUGCAGCAAGGACACGCUGCUGUUUAUCGAUCAGCAGAACCACGGGCUCGAUCGGGUGGUGCUGGACGACGACGACGAUCCGAACGAUCUGCUUCCGCCGGGCAGUGGAAGUCGUGCGCUGUGGAUUUCCCCGGUUACGCCACACAAACUGAUAACCGUGUCACCGAAGAACUAAUACCGUGUUUAAGCCCGACCCCAGUGCCUCGUGCGUUGGGUGUGAAAGUGAAAGUAUUUCCGGCGCUCUGUGCGCGUGUUUUGUGAGUGCUUGUGUUUAGCGUGUGCGUGUUUUGUAAUCUGUUUUGUUGAACUAUUCUUAUGGUUAUUUUAUUAAUGCUGCUUGCGCGUGUUUUUGUAUGUUUACUCUUAUUUUGCACCAUUUUUAUUUUAAAUCUACGUGUUACAUCAAUGUUAUGUUAGUGUGUAGCCUUUUUUUGCGUACAUCUUUCCUCCCUUCUUCUGUCGCGUAUAAUUUAUCGAGCAAAAAACAUCGUACGAGCAGUGUGUUGUGGUGUGAAGCGUGAGCGCGCGGGCGCAAUAUGAUUGCAAACGCGCGACUCCGCACACAUUCCCUUAUUCCUGUGGAGCCACGAAUCCUCGACCCUGGGGAAGGCUGCUAUUAUUAUUAUUAUUAUCAUAAUUAUUAUUGCUGCGCUUGUAUUAGCAUCAAUCGUGUGGGGAGCAUCCUGAGCACCACUGGUUUGGGCGGGAGUUGGGAUCGAAACACGAGAAACACUCACCAACGCGGCGGAUGAGGGUGGUGAAAUGGUCAAUUAAGGGCAACGCUGUUUGGGUAGAGCUUGUUCGGUUGCGCGUAGCUUUUGGUUUGGCUUUUUUAUUUGAGCAGCAAAAGAGGAUAGAGGUUGUCCCGCAGGCGGCAGGUCAGAACUCGUCGAGUAUGAUGGUGAAGAAAGUGAUAUUUAUUCAACAACAAACAAAAUUUCGAAACGGAAGGGAGGGCCUAAAGGAUGAAGAUUGCAGCGUUUGUAGGUUAGAUUCAUACUCAUUUUCAGAAGAAAACAAAACAAAGAAAACAUGCAUAAGAACAAUUGUAUUACUUCGUGUAGGCAACACCACCAACCAGCGCUUCGAAAGCGUGUGUGAGUGUGUGUGAGAGUUAGAUGAUAGACAAAAAGGCAAACGAAACAAGUUAUAUGCAAGAAACAGGAUUCAUCUUUUGAGAGCAACAACGGCAACAACGAUCUACCAACCAUUCGCCCUUUUAUCCCCCCCAAAACUCUAUAAUCCUUUCGAUCGUGUCCCCGACUCGUGUUGUUACUCAUGAUUAAUACCCUCCAAGACACAUAUAUUCCGAUUAGAAAAACGUAAUGUUAGAGUUGCGUGGCCCUUCCUCCGAGCGGUCCGAGAGUUUUCGAGAGAAAGGUGGAAGCAAGCAAAGCUAUUACUAUUACUACUAAUUACCUACUAUCACCCACUGCAUUGCUGUUGAGCGCGUAAAGAGAAAAGCAAGUGGGCGAAGAUCACCAUCCAACCAACCAACCAAUCCGAGCGGGAUGUAGCGCAUCUAUUAGUGAAAGUGACGCAAGUACAAUUUAAUGUUAGUUAUAUAUUAUAUGAGAAAUCGUGUCUCCUGCGUGCUGCGAGGUAUUGAAAUGGUGGUGCAAUCGUGGCAAUUAUUUGGAGCCUCUGAAGAUGGAAAGCACGACACGCUGGGCGCGGGAGAUGAUUCCUCACAAUCCUUUUAAAUUAUUGAUGAUUGAUGAUAACAGAGAAAACGAACGAACGAAUGAACGAUGUGAAAAAGA
Anopheles stephensi (Asian malaria mosquito) is the source of this 6773-nucleotide messenger RNA. RefSeq names its product ubiquitin carboxyl-terminal hydrolase 31 (gene Usp15-31). The transcript is spliced from 6 exons. Bases 1372 to 4221 code for a protein of 949 amino acids. Gene Ontology annotation, biological process: protein deubiquitination. NCBI's taxonomy places the organism in Eukaryota, Metazoa, Arthropoda, Insecta, Diptera, Culicidae. Gene Ontology annotation, molecular function: cysteine-type deubiquitinase activity. The record is from RefSeq and is a predicted model, not a curated record.